GAGGGUGACUACUACCAAGUUUGGGAUGGAUAUUUCUGGAUGACCCCUGAAAAAGGACAGCUACUGACCCCUGCUGACAUUUGCUGGGAGCAAAAUGCUCAUGUACCAACAUUUGGAGGUCGCGAGUUUCCAAGAUAUCACAUGAAACAUAUGGGACUAUUGCCUACCCACAAAUGUAAGACUGUAAAGGACGUAACAUUUAUUGUCAACAAGUCUGUUAUAUGGCCAGGGGCAGAUUGGGAAAAUAGCCCUGGUAUGAGAUGGGUAGCCCCAAAUAACACUCGAUGGAUUUGUGGAUACAACCUUUGGCCCUGGCUCCCUGGAGGAUGGGUGGGGAGAUGCACCCUAGGGUUUGUGUUUGCCCCUGGGAGAAUUCAUCAGCAAAAACUUAGUCAACCUGUUAAUUUACCUUAUGUUAAAGCUCGGUGGUCAUGCUCUGUUUUUCACUGGAAUGAUUAUUUAGCCUCAUUUUUUGUGCCCUCUUUAGGAGCCACUGAUAUUAUGCUCAGGGUAGAGGCUUUGAACAAUUUUACAAAACAAGCUUUGACAGAUACUAGAAGAGCUUUAGAGGCUCUUAAUGAAGAACAAAAACAGACGAGAAAAACCAUUGUACAGAAUCGUAUGGCUCUGGAUAUUCUAACAUCCUCUCAAGGGGGAACAUGUGCCCUAAUAAAAAUAGAGUGUUUUGUAUAUAUUCCCGAUUAUUCCUCAAAAGUUUCUGAUGCUUUAGAAGAUAUGAAACAACAAGUAGCCACUAUGGAUUUUUCUGACUCCAGCAUUUGGAGUCAGAUAUCUGCCUGGUUUCAUGGUGAUUGGUGGAAAUCAAUAAUUUUUAUCAUUAUAUGCUUAUUGCUAUUGCUGUGUUUUGGCCCUUGCAUUUGUCAAUGC
Dama dama (fallow deer) is the source of this 888-nucleotide messenger RNA. Its product is annotated as endogenous retrovirus group PABLB member 1 Env polyprotein-like. NCBI's taxonomy places the organism in Eukaryota, Metazoa, Chordata, Mammalia, Artiodactyla, Cervidae. The transcript has a single exon. The record is from RefSeq and is a predicted model, not a curated record. The annotation marks the transcript as partial.